CUGAAACCAUAGGAAUGCGACACACUUUGUAUUUACAGUCUAAAGCUACGGCACUUUUCUAUGUGAAUGUUCACAUUCUAUUUUUAUCCACAAAUGUCAACCUGUGUUCCGGUCCGUUUUUUGAUGAAGACGUGUCGACGCUUCCGACGGUUUCACUGAGUUUAAUUUGUUCGCGGAAACAACCUUGUUGCUGCAGGGAGUCUGUUUCCCCUCCGUCCUCAGCUGCGUUUCCGACAUGACAUCAGGUGGAUAGUGUGCUGCUGUACUUGGGACUACAAGUGAGUAGGCUUCUCCCGACGAUACAUAGAGUUUUAUUCACGGAUUUAUUGCCGUUUCAUACUUUAACUACUCGUUUUAUCGGGCGUAAACCAACAUGUUCAACUUCUGGUAGAGCUACUUGGACCGAGCGAAAGUUCAUCUGGGCCACAACAACACAACUCUGUUGGUAACAUCGCACAGCAUGGAUUAACAGUCUGAUGCUAGGCUGCAGCUGCCACAGCCGCCAUCAUGUUCACCAAAAAGAAAAAGUCUCGGAUCCAGAUCUCCUCUCCAUCAAACUUUGAGCAUCGCGUACAUACAGACUAUGACGAGCAGGAGCAAAAGUUUGUUGGUUUGCCACGGCAAUGGCAUUCUCUCAUCGAAGACACUGCCAAAAGGCCAAAACCCUUCAUCGACGCCACGGUCAUCACUACUGUAGAGCCACGCAAGACAAUUGUGCGUGGCAGCAAGCUGGGAGUGGACGGCUCUCUGACAUGGCUGUUGGAUGAGUUUGACACCAUGUCUGUGACACGCUCCAACUCCUUGCGACGAGGCAGCCCCCCAAUCCAUCCUCGCAAGGACUCAGGCUCUUCAGGAGGAGGGGGGCAGGAGAACGGAGAUCCUGACCACAGACACCACCCACACCCGGACAGACAAGACAGAGACCGACCCAGACCAGACCACCAUGCGGGUGGAGGUGACCCCCGCCAGGGUCCACGUGCACUCCGCCCUCCUCAGUGGGAGGAGGGCGGUCAGGGUCGGCCUCAGCAGCAGCCCCGGGGCCAAGAGCCCAGCCGGGCCCACAGGGAUAGACCGGGCUCCGGGCCCCCUCCCCCACCUCACAGAGACAGAGAGCAUCGGGACCGGGACCAGAUGGAUCAACCAAGUGACCAAAGGCCAAAGUCCAGCUACAUGGUGCGGGACGGCAGCCCUCAGUCUCCCAGGGACAAAAGGCCUCUCUCUGGACCUAACAUCCGCACCCCUAACCUGCCAGUAUCAGAGGGGGUGAUGAAGACCACACAACAGAACACACGGCCAUUCAACACCUACCCCAGGACGGACAGUGAGGGCGGACGCAGCCCCACGGGACAGCCUGUGCGACACCAUGAGUCUCCUCAGAACGGCCCCUCCAGCGGCUCCUCUCGAGGUUCCUCCAGCUCCAAGCCCCCUGUAAGCCACCCGCACCCUCAUCACACAUCCCAUCCCAGCCUGACCCCUGAGGCUACCCAGCACCCACACACCCCUCACCCAAGCGUUCCAGCCCCCCGGCCCCCAGCACCCUCUGGGCCCCCGGCCCCAGGUGCUCCGCCCCAGGGCCGCUCGCCGCAGAGGGAGCCCCAGAGGGUUUCUCAUGAGCAGUUCAGAGCAGCGCUACAGAUGGUGGUGGAUCCUGGUGAUCCGAGGACCUACCUGGACCACUACAUCAAGAUAGGGGAGGGGUCCACCGGGAUCGUCUGUAUUGCCACGGUGAAGACCACCGGGAAGCUGGUGGCUGUGAAGAAGAUGGACCUGAGGAAACAACAACGCAGAGAACUCCUCUUCAACGAGGUGGUGAUCAUGCGGGACUAUCACCAUGACAAUGUGGUGGAGAUGUACAACAGCUACCUGGUAGGAGACGAGCUCUGGGUCGUCAUGGAGUUCCUGGAGGGAGGAGCUCUCACUGACAUUGUGACACACACCAGGAUGAACGAGGAGCAGAUUGCCACGGUGUGUCUGUCUGUCCUGAAGGCGCUGUCUGUCCUCCACACACAGGGUGUGAUCCACAGAGACAUCAAGAGUGACUCCAUCCUCCUCACUCAUGAUGGCCGCGUGAAGCUGUCAGACUUUGGCUUCUGUGCCCAGGUGUCAAAAGAGGUGCAGAGAAGGAAGUCUCUGGUUGGAACGCCGUACUGGAUGGCACCAGAACUCAUAUCCAGACUGCCGUAUGGACCAGAGGUGGAUAUCUGGUCUCUGGGUAUCAUGGUGAUAGAGAUGGUGGACGGGGAGCCGCCGUACUUCAAUGAGCCGCCACUCAAAGCCAUGAAAAUGAUCCGAGACAACCUGCCUCCCAAACUGAAGAAUCUGCACAAGGUCUCCCCUCUGCUAAAGGGCUUCCUGGACAAGACGUUAGUGCGGGACCCAGCUCAGAGGUCCUCGGCCAGCGAGCUUCUCAAACACCCCUUCCUGACCAAGGCGGGCCCCCCCUCCUGCAUCGUCCCUCUGAUGAGGCAGAACAGGAUGAGAUGAGACCUGUGACACCAAGAGCUCCACACUCUGGAGGGUAGUGUGUGCAGGUUCAGAUGGAACACAAUACUCCUGCACAAAGGGGGGGGGGGGGGGCACAGAGGUCAGAGGUCACGGCUGAGAGCUGCAGAGAGUAAACUGGGUGUGCAGGAGUAUUCUUUUUUCCUUAUGUGAAUCACUGAACUGUAGAGGUGUACUCUUUCACAAAGAGGCAAUAAGUGUGUGUGUGUGUGUGUGUGUGUGUGUGGUGUGUGUGUGUGUGUGUGUUGUGUGUGUGUGUGUGUGUG
Molecule: messenger RNA, 2768 nt
Organism: Trematomus bernacchii (emerald rockcod)
Lineage: Eukaryota; Metazoa; Chordata; Actinopteri; Perciformes; Nototheniidae
Gene: pak4
Product: p21 protein (Cdc42/Rac)-activated kinase 4
Biological process (GO): intracellular signal transduction; protein phosphorylation; regulation of MAPK cascade
Cellular component (GO): cytoplasm
Molecular function (GO): protein serine/threonine kinase activity; ATP binding
Source: RefSeq, a predicted model, not a curated record